AUGUUUAUCAAAUUAGUACUUGCAAUUUUCCUUGCAAUUACUUCAAGUGCAUUUGCCAUUACUAAAAAAAAUGGAUUAAGUUACAUUUCAAUGCCUGUUCAUAAAAGAAGUGAUCUUGAAAAGCGCGAUUUGGUUCAAGGUACAACUGAGACUGAUCUUCCACAAUCAUUUUAUUAUACUACAAUUCAAGUUGGUUCUAAUAAAGAUGACGUUGCAUUAAUGGUUGACACGGGUUCUUGGGCUUCAAAUAUCUUAACUCCUAAUGUUACAUGUUCUCAUGGUAACUGUACUAAAUUUGGUAAUUAUGAUCCAACAAAGUCAACUUCAGCCAAAAUAAUUGGUACUUCUCAUAUAGAAAAUUUUGGAUAUAAUUAUAUAUAUACUGGUACUACAGUUAUUGAUGAUGUUUAUUUCAAUGGUGUUAAAAUUCCAAACUAUUUAUUUGCUAGUGUUUAUAAUAAUACUGCUUGGCCAGCGGGUCUCUUUGGUUUUUCAAAACCACCUAAAAGUGAAACAAACAUGUCAAUUUCAUGGGCUGCAAGAAAUGCAAAUUUGAUUAAUCAAGCUGCUUAUUCAAUGUAUUUAAGUACAAUUGAUGGUAAACCAGGUGGAAUUAUAUUAGGUGCUAUUGAUUAUGGUAAAAUUAAUGGAGACUUACAUUGGGCGAAUUUAACUGGACAUAACGUUGGUGGAUUUAUUGAUUCAUUUGAAAUCAAUGGUCAUAAUGUUUCAAUUGGUAGAGAUUUUACUGCGGGUAUGUAAAUAAAAAUGAAUUUCGAGAGUUACUAACGUUUAGACACUGGUGGUUCAUACUUCAAUUUAAAAGAAGCUGAAUAUGAACAAUUUUUAGAUUCAUUACCAAAUGAUCCUCAGAAUCCAAGAGGUUCAAAAACAAUAAAUUUUGAUUUAUUGAAAGGUAAAACUUCAAAAUUGAAAAUUAAUGGUGCAGUUUUAGAAUUCCCAUUAGAUGCAAUUAUUCAUCCUGGUGAUUCCGGUCCACAUGCAAGAAUUAUUGUUCGACAAAAUGAUCAAGUUCAAUUAGGUAGUUUCUUUUUUAGAUAUUUAUAUUUUGCUGUUAGUCUUGAAAAGGAAGCAAUUGGUUGGGGAGUUACAAAUGAUGGCUCAAAUUCAUUUUUAGGUUCAUUCCCAUCAUCAUAUCAUCUUUGA
This is a messenger RNA of Insectozyma verbasci, 1167 nucleotides long. The record is from the annotation of a GenBank genome assembly. Lineage: Eukaryota; Fungi; Ascomycota; Pichiomycetes; Serinales; Debaryomycetaceae.